Molecule: messenger RNA, 843 nt
Organism: Suillus fuscotomentosus
Lineage: Eukaryota; Fungi; Basidiomycota; Agaricomycetes; Boletales; Suillaceae
Exons: 5
Coding region: 1-843 (280 amino acids)
Source: RefSeq, a predicted model, not a curated record
AUGGCCACCACCUCUAUAAACCACGACGCAAUUUUGAACUGGGCAGCAGCUCAGAUAACUUCAAUGGCUACCGGACUUUGCGAGAACUGUCACAAGACGCCGAAAUUCGGUACUCAUAAGUACUGCGGCAAAACGUGCGCUGCUCAGGCGGCCACUACACACCAACCAGCGCAUCGCGCGAAAUCAGGACCAACCCCCAAGGCCAAAGUUCCACCACCAGCCCAAAAAGCGGGACGGCUCUGCGACUAUUGUGGGCAAAAGCCCAAGUUCAAUAACUUUGAUUACUGCGGUAAAUCAUGCGCGUCGAAAGCCGCUACCGUUCCUUCUGCGCAGCCUGCUGCACAUGGACGAUCGGUUCCAAAGCAUGGCGUUCGCCUUCCUGCCACUGCUCAGCCUGCCAAAACUUCUAAACCGGCAACGCGCCACUCAGUUGUCACUGUGAUCCAAGAUGAGUCCAGCGAGGAUGACGAGUACGCUGACGCUGAUGAGGAGGCCGAAGACGAUACGGGGACAGGCACAGACCUGGACGCAUAUCCAUCAGAUGAUGACGAAGAACCUACUCCAGCUCCUCCGUCACGACCAGUCAAGACUGUGCACGCUCCGCUGAAACAAAGCGCAUCAGCCCGUCAUGUGACUGGUGUCUGUCUCGUCCCCAGUUGUGGAAAACCGUCUUUCGUUGAUAGAGGUGGGGUAAAGGCAGAUUACUGCUCCACACGGCACCGAGAAGAAGCAGUGACCCUCGGACUGGUUCCUGGAUGCAUCAUGUGCCAACGCUACCCACAGACUGGAACAGAUUACUUCUGCUCCGCCGCUUGCAGAAAUCAGUCCAUGACGAAAAUCUAG